GAAAUAGUACUAAUAGCUCUUAUUGCAUUACUGGCUCUAUGGCAAGGCACUUUGGCUCAAUCAGAUUGCGGCAAUGCAAUCAUCGGCAUGUCUUCGUGCCUCAAUUAUAUAACAGGAAAUACAUCUUCAGCAUGCUGUUCUCAGCUUGCUACAGUGAUGCUCUCACAACCACAAUGCCUGUGUCAGGUACUUAAUGGUGGUGCUUCCUCACUAGGCGUCAACGUUAAUCAGACUCAGGCUUUGGCUCUCCCCGAUGCUUGCAACGUUAAAACACCCUCUGCUAGCCGCUGUAAUGGUUCUUAUCCAUCCGAUUCUCCUUUAGGAACAGGGAAAACAUCGAAAAUUGGGGAUUCAUCGGAUGGAAAUUCUACCAAAUUAGCACUUUCUAUGCUCUUUUUCUUGCUCUUUGUUGCAUCAUUUGCUUCGGCUUCAAAUGCCUUCUAAUCCUACUGCUUCACCAAUGUUCAAUUAAUAUAUAGCUGCUAAAUAUUUCACAUGUAUUUUGUAAUAUUUGUUAUUGUUACUGAAUUGGGAGAAAAACAAGUAGCAACGGAAACAAAGAAAACGAAGAACAAACACACAAUUUACGUAGAAACCCUUGACGGGAAAAACCACGAGCAGGGAGAAGCAAAUCCAAUAUUGAAAGAUUGGUACAAGGUGAGCCAAAUUUCGAGAUACCCUAAAAACCCCAAUAACGGCCGAACAAAAAAUACAGAUAUAUAUAUAGUACGGAAGAAACCUUAAAAUUGAACAGGUUCAUCGGCCCGAGAUCUCCGCUUCCACCACAGAGUCCCAAAUUUUUCUCCAAAAUUAGUUUCACCAAAUGGGUCGCACCGCGAGCUUUUCGGAUCGGAUCAACAAGAAUUCGGGUCACUAACUCUAACAGUUAUUUUUUUGUUGGGAGUAGUAGAUUCAUAAUAUUAUUAUGUUUAUGUUGUAUUAGUGUUUUGGGCGCUCCCCUUUAGGAAUGGGAUUAUGAUUAGUUUUGUGUCGCAUGGUCAAUAAGGGUAUUGAAUAAUUAA
Ziziphus jujuba (common jujube) is the source of this 1022-nucleotide messenger RNA. RefSeq names its product non-specific lipid transfer protein GPI-anchored 5-like. The annotation marks the transcript as partial. The record is from RefSeq and is a predicted model, not a curated record. NCBI's taxonomy places the organism in Eukaryota, Viridiplantae, Streptophyta, Magnoliopsida, Rosales, Rhamnaceae. The transcript is spliced from 2 exons.